AUGGAGCUCUAUUCAGUCAACCUUGAAUCUUGAAAUAUUGACGAUUCAUAACUUCAUUACUUAAUCUGUCAAAAUUCUCGGUUACCUUCUGCAAACAUGUCUGACAGUCGUUCUCGUAGAAUUGGAAAAGAAUUAGCUGAUGUACGUCGGGAUACAGAAGCUGGAAUCCAAGUUUGGACCGUGAAUGAAUCCGACAUAUCUUGGCUUAAGGGAAUGUUCAAGGGCCCACCUGAUACUGCUUAUGAAGGUGGUUACUUUGUUGUCGAUGUUGAAAUUCCCAUUGAUUAUCCUUUUCGACCUCCUAAAAUGAAGUUUGACACCAAGAUUUACCAUCCAAACAUUUCUUCUCAAACAGGAGCUAUAUGCCUCGAUAUCUUGAAGGAUCAAUGGUCUCCUGUUUAUACCGUAAAAUCUGCACUAAUUAGUUUGCAGUCUCUUUUGUGCACCCCAGAACCUUCAAAUCCUCAAGAUGCACAAGUUGCCCAAGUCUAUUUACAAAACUACGAACAAUUUAUUCACACUGCUAAGGAAUGGGUGAGACUCUAUGCUCAACCUCCUUCAUUUAUAAAUGUGGAAGAGGCGAGCGACGCUUAUAAUGGAAUAGAUCCAAAGAUUAUCCAAAACUUGAAAAAUUUCGGUUUUGAUCAAAAUGUAAUUAUCCAAGCUUUGUCGAAAGAAAACAUAAAGUCACAAGAGGAUGUGGAUAAUUAUCCAAACGGAAUAAAUGGGGUUUUGGAUUUACUCUUACACUGAUUAUUUUUCGACCAAGAAAUAAAAAAUUACUUGGCCGAAAAGAAACUUUUUUGGUAUUAAGGUCCAAAAGUUUGGUUUCUACUAAAAAUGAAGGAAAACUUCUACUCUCACUUUUUAUUUAUCACUUUACGCAAAUAAGAAAUCAGCAUUUAUUCAUUCAUCAAAAUCAAUUUAAGCAUAAUUACGAG
This is a messenger RNA of Schizosaccharomyces cryophilus OY26, 941 nucleotides long. RefSeq names its product ubiquitin conjugating enzyme Ubc1. Gene Ontology annotation, molecular function: protein binding. NCBI's taxonomy places the organism in Eukaryota, Fungi, Ascomycota, Schizosaccharomycetes, Schizosaccharomycetales, Schizosaccharomycetaceae. The record is from RefSeq and is a predicted model, not a curated record. The coding region runs from base 97 to 753 and encodes 218 amino acids. The transcript has 6 exons.